AUUUCCAAGAGAAAAAUGUACCAAUUAAAGCUUGAAAUCAUUAUGGAAACUAAAAUAUUUGUUCUGAUAGGAAUACUAGGGCUGCUUGCAGUUGGCUCAUUGGAGCCUACUGAGUCUAAAGAGAGUCCCAGUACUCCAAUUAUUCAUUUUGAUAGCAGUUAUUUCCCAGAUAAUUUUGUCUGGGGAGUUGCUACAUCUGCUUAUCAGACUGAAGGUGCAGCAAACAAAAGUGGUAGAGGACCUAGUACAUGGGAUACAUUUGCACACGAGUUUCCAGAAAGGAUCGAUGAUCGGAGCAAUGGCGAUGUUGCGGUCAACUAUUAUAACUACUACAAGGAAGAUCUAGCAAGAAUGAACAAGCAAGUGGGAGUAAAUGCUUUUAGAUUCUCUAUUUCAUGGACAAGAAUAAUACCUAGUGGCAGAAUUAGAGAAGGAAUCAACGAAGAAGGGAUUGAGUUCUAUAAUAGUGUUAUCAAUGAAUCGAUAGCCAAUGGCUUGACACCUUUUGUGACUCUCUUUCAUUGGGAUGUUCCUCAAGCUCUCGAAGAUAAAUAUGGUGGUUUCAGAAGUCAUAAUAUAAUAACCGACUUUGACAAUUAUGCAAGACUUUGCUAUGAAAGAUUUGGAGAUCGAGUUAAGAACUGGAUAACUAUUAAUGAGCCGUAUGUUUUUACUGUUCAUGGCUAUGAACUUGGCGGUUUAGCCCCAGGCCGAUGCUCGUCUUGGGUCAAUAGGGCAUGCCAAGCAGGAGACUCAGGAACCGAACCUUAUACAGUAGGCCAUCAUGUGCUCCUUGCUCAUGCAGCGGCUUACCGAACAUAUAAGGCCAUGGGUCAAGAUGGCGAGAUUGGAAUAACACUAGAUGUAACCUGGCCUGAACCUUACGACUUCAAUAACGUAGCUGAUCGUGCAGCAGCUCAAAGGAAUCUUGAUUUCUCUUUUGGUUGGUUCAUGGAUCCUUUAGUCUAUGGUUGCUAUCCGAGAGUAAUGCGCGAAAUGGUCACCGGAAAUAGAUUGCCUCAUUUCGACAGUAAAGAUGUUCUUAUGUUGAAGGAUUCAUAUGAUUUCAUCGGCAUUAACUACUACACAGCAAAUUAUGCUGCUCCCAAUACUUCAGCUCCUUCUGAUCCAUCUCAUUUUAGAUAUGCAACUGAUAGUCAUGUUAAUUUGACAAAGUACAGAGAGGGUAAACCCAUUGGCGAACAAGCUUCCCCAGCUUGGUUGUAUGUGUUCCCAGAAGGAAUUCGAUAUGUUUUAAAUUAUACCAAAGAUACAUACAGGAAUCCAAUUCUUUACAUUACUGAAAAUGGAGUUGGUGAUGAUAAAAAUCUCACCCCUGAAGAAACCGUCAAAGAUAUAUGGAGGGUAAAAUAUUUUAACAGCCAUCUCUGGAAUGUACUUAGAUCCAUUUGUGAUCACGGUGUUAAUGUGAAAGGCUACUUUGCUUGGUCAUAUAUCGACAACUUCGAGUGGUCGAAUGGGUAUACUAUCAGAAUGGGUUUGUAUGGUGUCGACAGGGAAAAAAGCCUAGCAAGAUUUCCAAAGGAUUCAGUUGCUUGGUGGAAGGAGUUUCUGAGUAAAAAAGAUUCCACUGGUGGACCGAAAUGCAGCGUAUGGCCUAGAAAAGAAGGAAAACCUGCUGAUAAUUAUGACGAUGAGCUGUGAUAAUGCUCUUAUUUCAAGUGUAUUUACCUAAUGGAAUAGUCUUUGGACACCAUUUUGGGGGAAUUUUUCUAUGUUUUUGAAAUAAUCAAUCGCUAUUGGAAAUAAAUCUAAUGAACCUUCUUUGAGGUUUAAAUUGGUUUA
Messenger RNA from Mercurialis annua (annual mercury), 1806 nucleotides. RefSeq names its product beta-glucosidase 12-like. Gene Ontology annotation, molecular function: beta-glucosidase activity. The record is from RefSeq and is a predicted model, not a curated record. Gene Ontology annotation, biological process: carbohydrate metabolic process. The coding region runs from base 16 to 1665 and encodes 549 amino acids. Lineage: Eukaryota; Viridiplantae; Streptophyta; Magnoliopsida; Malpighiales; Euphorbiaceae. The transcript has 13 exons.